UGACCGCGUCCUGCUCCUCCAGUCUCCUCCCCGGCGUCCCCCUCCAACAUUUACCGCCACACGGACAGACUGGGCUUGUUCAUGGUGCGGGGCUUCGAGAGAAAGAUGAAGUUCCUGGUAGCGGUGACAGUUAUCGUCGGGUCGGUCAUUUUCCUGCUCUUCCCGAACGGCUCCGAGGCUGACGAGAAGAAGAAGGGGCCCAAAGUCACGGCCAAGGUGUACUUCGACAUCCGGAUUGGAGAUGAGGACGUGGGCCGCAUUGUGAUCGGCCUGUUCGGAAAAACAGUCCCGAAGACCACAGAGAAUUUCGUCGCUCUGGCGACAGGAGAGAAAGGAUUUGGUUACAAAGGCAGCAAAUUUCACCGCGUCAUCAAAGACUUCAUGAUCCAGGGAGGAGACUUCACCAGAGGGGAUGGCACUGGGGGAAAGAGUAUCUAUGGUGACCGUUUCCCUGAUGAGAACUUCAAGCUGAAGCACUACGGCCCAGGCUGGCUGAGCAUGGCCAAUGCAGGCAAAGACACCAACGGCUCUCAGUUCUUCAUCACUACUGUGCAGACACCAUGGCUUGAUGGCAAGCACGUCGUCUUUGGCAAAAUCCUCGAGGGCAUGGACGUGGUGAGAAAGAUUGAGACCACAAAAACAGAUGGCAGAGAUAAACCUCUUAAAGAUGUCAGCAUCCAUGAUUGUGGCAAGAUUGAGGUGGAGAAGCCUUUUGCUGUCGCAAAGGAGUAAAUCACCCUCAGGGGUGAAGCAGGACUGUGGGUUUCUGGGGAUUUGACAGGUGUGCUGUACCACUAGUAUUGUAGUGGUGCAUGUGUAUGUGUUUGGGGCUGUAUAUCGGGGUCCCUCCUGUUCAUCUCUACACCUGUGGCAGUCCGCAGAGCGGCAUAGCUUGGGUCCAUCUCGAACAAGCAUUCCAUGUGGUUGGUCAAACUGAUUUAACAACUGCUUUUUGUAAACAAAUCUCCAAUAAAGGAUCCAGGUUUUGUUA
Molecule: messenger RNA, 991 nt
Organism: Colossoma macropomum (tambaqui)
Lineage: Eukaryota; Metazoa; Chordata; Actinopteri; Characiformes; Serrasalmidae
Gene: ppib
Product: peptidylprolyl isomerase B (cyclophilin B)
Exons: 5
Coding region: 82-732 (216 amino acids)
Biological process (GO): protein peptidyl-prolyl isomerization; protein folding
Cellular component (GO): intracellular membrane-bounded organelle
Molecular function (GO): peptidyl-prolyl cis-trans isomerase activity
Source: RefSeq, a predicted model, not a curated record